UUUUAUAUAUUUUUUGUGUGUAGAUUAAGUGCCCAAAGCAAUUUGCGGUGGUUGUGAGCAAAUGCAUCGAUAGAACCACCAGAGGAAUUAGGGCCGCUAUUAAGUAUUGUGCUGAAAAUACUGAUGGCUUGGAUGUAGAAGGUUUGCGACAUGACAUCCGUAAUGCUCCAUUCCAUGCAUUUGGGAGUCAUCUCAACUGUCGUGAUUAUUUUUGCACUAUCAAAGAAGGGGAGAACGAUGACUGUGACAACUUAAUUUCAAGUUUGGAUCAAGCUGGGAUUUGGAAUAAAAUACUUGUAGUGAUAGAGAAGACAGCUGCUAAGGCAGAAUUCAUUAAUGAAAACAGAACAAGUAAUUUGGUUGAAAAUUUAUACUGUAGGUUAAGUAAGUACAAUGUUGGCAAAAGGGUGGACACUAUGAGCCGAGGUUCGUAUCAACGAAGGGUGUUCAUAACAGUGCUACAGCAUAACGACGGAUAUACUUGGCAAGAGCAACAUAUGCGUGCCUUUACUGGGGAUGAUCCUGGAUUUUUCAUGCAGAAAAUGAUUCAAGAAAAAACUAUGUCUUCUCUUCGAAUGAAAAAGGCGAGGAAUAAACCUGGUUAUUGUCGUCGAAAAGUCACACAAUGCAUCGAAGUAGAGCAUGAUUAUGGCGAAGAAGCAGUAACCGCUAUGGAAGAGUCGGAAGAUGUAACUCACGAUUGUACCACGAUUGAAUCCAAAUAUAAGGUAACGGAAGCCACAAGAGAACAAUUGAGUUCCAGUACAUCGAUAACAGACAUGGAGGAAAUAACUAUGGGACGGAUCCUUACGAAGUUUGUUCCGGAGAUCAUAGGCUGUAAGGAGUCUAAUAAAUGGAAGAAAUGCGAUAUGAUUUUACAAGCCACGACGACAUGGAAUUAUCUGAAAAGUAAAAGAGCUAUAGUGGGACUUGUACUCCGUUCGUUGAAGGAACAGCAUGGUGUAAAUAUGGGAGAAUGCAAAAUGUUUGUCGAUACAUGUCACCAAUAUCUAUGUUGUGUGGCGGACGCUAUUUCUGAGGAUGGCACUACUGUUCUUCUGAUAAAGAAACAUGACACUAAGGAAACAGUUUUAAAAACGAUUCAGAAGUGUUCGAAUAAAUUUGGAUGCAGAAUGAAGGAUGGAAAACUAGUAAUCGGGAAGAAUUUGAACAUUGAGGUGCAAUCUUUACUACAUACCGCAAAAAUUAAAAAUGUUUAA
Armigeres subalbatus is the source of this 1220-nucleotide messenger RNA. RefSeq lists its product as uncharacterized. The transcript is spliced from 4 exons. The coding region runs from base 417 to 1220 and encodes 267 amino acids. The record is from RefSeq and is a predicted model, not a curated record. NCBI's taxonomy places the organism in Eukaryota, Metazoa, Arthropoda, Insecta, Diptera, Culicidae.